AGACAAGAGUAUCAUUGUUUCAAUUUCACUUGCUUGUGCACUUCAGUUCUCAUCUCUAAGUCAUUUCUAUUUGUUACUCUAGUCUUUGUCUUACCUAGACAUAUUCAAAGUAUCAUCAUGGAUAUUAAAUCGAUUCUCGUUUACAUUUUCUUCAUGGUCCAUUUCUCAAGUGCCAAUAUUCUCACGAAUUGGUACUCUAGUUUAAAUAAAAAUAUCAAUAAAGCAGCUAAUUAUGGUGAAGAAAUGCUAAAGUCAAAAGGUGAAUUGUACAUACAACCAGCUAAGCCGACACCUAAAUCUGUCUACAAGCCUGUUGAACCCUUGGUUGAAAAGAAAGAAAAAGAACUUCAAGAAAUUUGUAAUUUAACCUUAAAAAAGUCUGAUAUUGUGAUACUUACAAUGGUCAUGAAAGAAAAGAGGAAAGCUUUCGAGCCAAUUUUCAUUGAUCCCAAAACAUUGGAAUUGAGCUUUAGAGUUGAAAAAGGCAAAAAGGUUUCAUCUUUAAUAGGUGCUCUCAGCGCGAUUAAAGUCCACAAGAAAUUUGGCCUCGAAAAAAUUCCCAUCAACUUACAAGUGCCACACAAAAUAUUGUCCAAAUUACCAAAGUUGAGUAAUGAUGACUAUGUAAUAUUAACAAUCAUCAGACAAAACAAAGGAAAACCAGCAAAAGUCGUUUCUCACUUUGUGGAUACAAUAAGUGUUGCUCCAACACAUGAUAAAUCAUAUUAACAAAAGUAUCAAAUGAAAUAUAUUGAAUUGUAAAUUUUGUUAGACUUUAAAUCGGUCUAAUUAUUGUAAGCCUUUCUACUGUGCCAAUGAAUAAUAAAUAUAAAAUGUAAAUUAACAAAAAUUUGAAAUUUCUUUAUUAUCAAUAUCAUAUUGGAUGAGCGUAAGAAAAUUUUAGAUACUACAGAUUUUUCUUUUAGUGUUUGGUUUACAAUAGUAAGCAUCACUUACUCCUGGUCCACCACAAAUUACACAUCGUCCUUGAUACGAACCAUAAUUACAUUCAUCACAUAUUCUGACUAAUGUUGAGGGGCG
Molecule: messenger RNA, 1041 nt
Organism: Tetranychus urticae (two-spotted spider mite)
Lineage: Eukaryota; Metazoa; Arthropoda; Arachnida; Trombidiformes; Tetranychidae
Source: RefSeq, a predicted model, not a curated record